Molecule: messenger RNA, 726 nt
Organism: Diceros bicornis minor
Lineage: Eukaryota; Metazoa; Chordata; Mammalia; Perissodactyla; Rhinocerotidae
Gene: EFCAB9
Product: EF-hand calcium binding domain 9
Exons: 4
Coding region: 30-665 (211 amino acids)
Biological process (GO): sperm capacitation; flagellated sperm motility
Cellular component (GO): cytoplasm; sperm principal piece
Molecular function (GO): calcium ion sensor activity
Source: RefSeq, a predicted model, not a curated record
CCAGGGCCUUGGGCUUUAAGAGCACUGGAAUGAAACUGAAGAAAGGCUCGUUUCUGUGGUACCUCUAUCUGGACAAACUAUACUGCUUGUUAUCCGUGAGGAACGUGAAGGCCUUGGUGGAUUACUUUCACCUUCUGGACGUGCACCACAAGAAUACCUUGAAUGAUGUGCUGUUCUAUCACUUCCUUCACCACGUGACUAACUUGACACGGACGCAGAUCAACAUUGUGUUUAAUAUGCUGGACUGGAGUGCUGUGGGCGAGAUUGGUUUUGACCAGUUCUACAUGCUGGUCUGCAUACUGCUGGCACAAGAGAACCGCCUGGAAGAGCGAUUUAUCUUCCGCCACUCCCGGCCCGUGUUUGAGCUGCUCGACGUGGACGGGGAGCUGAGGGUUGGCGCAGCCAACUUCCACAUGUACAACUUUCUCUUCAAUAUCAAAAGACAGGAACUCAGAGAGCUCUACCAUGACUUUGACAUCACAGGUGACCGUCGUCUUAAUUACAAGGAAUUUAAGCUGUUUACCAUCUUCUUCAUGGACAAAUACCAGGAGAGGCAGAAAGCAGAGAAAGAGAAAGCUCUGCUCGAAAAGAAAAGGUCACGUCAAGUUAACGUCAGCCAAAAGAAGAGUCUUCUUGGACUAAAUGGAUCUGAAAGUAGAAUAUAAGUAAUUACAACUGUUAACAUGUCUAAAAAUAAAUCUAGAACAUCAAAGUGGAUCUCUCUAC